CCACUAGACCAGAAUGGAACACUUCCCAUUACGGAAUUCUUCGCAUUGAAUGGAGACUAAAAGAAAAGAGCUUGCGGCAUCCAGCGGGCAAUCCACUUUCAAAUCUCUCAUACUCUCGCCAGAAAAGGGGUUCGCAAGCCCUCAUUUGAGCGCCUGUCUCUAAACCAACUCACAUUGAGCUCGCAAACUGAGCCAUAACAUCUCAAUCUCUCUCUUUCGAUCUCCGCGAAAUCCCGCACCUCUUUCUAUAGUAAUCCUUUCUCAACACCAACUACCGAGAAUAAUAAAACCUGCAACCGAAUUGAAAAUGUCUUCUCCCGACGUUUCCGUCGCCACAGAGGCCUUGAAGGACUUCUUCGGCCAAAUAUAUACCUUCUUCGAAACGAUCAUCGUCCGCUUCUUCAGGAACCUCUAUAACUCUUUCGCGGACGUGGGCUUCAACCGUUGGACCAAGGUCACACUCUCGGUGAUCGGUUACGUUUUACUUCGUCCAUAUAUCGAAGCCUGGUUUAAGAAAAUGAGUGAACGCGAUCGCAAAAAGAUGCAGGAGAAGGAAAAGGCUAAGAGGGAGGCACAAGGAGGCAAGAAGGCUAAGGUUUCGGCCAAUACACUGCGAGGUGGUGCUACCGGAGGCGGAAAGGUGCUUGGAGAGGUCGAGAACACCGACGAUGAAAUUGAGGAGGGAGAGGACUUUGCAACUGCCAGCGGAGUGCCGGAGUGGUCAAAGAAUGCGAAGAAGAGGCAGAAGAAGUACAUGAAGAGCCUGAAGGAGGCAGAGGCGAACGCGAAUAAGUUGUCCCAGGACCAGAUUAUGGAGUUGUUGGACUGGAGUGAUUCGGAAAAUGAGAAGAAGGAUGCAUGAUUCAAAGGCGUGGAAAUUGGCUUCUUUCAGUUCAGUGUGGGUAUAUGAAUUACUAGUAGAUUUAUCCGACGUUAUACAAAUAUAUAAUUAAUCUUCCUUCUGAUAUGCUUUUUGGGCAUUGACAUUGACAUUGACAUCCAUUCGAGGACCUUACUACACUCUUCUGAGAGUUUGCCUUAUUUGGUGAAGUACAAUCG
Molecule: messenger RNA, 1059 nt
Organism: Aspergillus pseudonomiae
Lineage: Eukaryota; Fungi; Ascomycota; Eurotiomycetes; Eurotiales; Aspergillaceae
Exons: 1
Coding region: 308-862 (184 amino acids)
Biological process (GO): protein transport
Source: RefSeq, a predicted model, not a curated record